Messenger RNA from Ruditapes philippinarum (Manila clam), 636 nucleotides. RefSeq lists its product as uncharacterized. Lineage: Eukaryota; Metazoa; Mollusca; Bivalvia; Venerida; Veneridae. The record is from RefSeq and is a predicted model, not a curated record. Gene Ontology annotation, molecular function: protein binding. The transcript has 2 exons. Bases 1 to 636 code for a protein of 211 amino acids.
AUGAUUAAAGUCAGAAAUAAAGUGGAAAACAAUCUUCAAGAUUUGAAAAGUAAAGAAUUUGACUGGCUGCAACAUUACUUUGGACUAAAGAGAAGAAUUCCAAAGGAAAAUAAAGUUUUGAAAGAAGCAGAGAGAAAGGUUGGGGAAAUGAUUCAUAAACUAAAAGAUGACAGAACGGAUAUUAGACUAAAAGUUCAUAAAUAUAAAGUGCUAAACGGAGACAUCAGUCAUGGUUCAUCGAAAUCCAAAGACGUUUCCUUUCGAUCUAAAGAGCCUUUAAAGACAUAUCUAGAAGGUGGUGAGAAAUUCAUAUUUACAAACACGCCUGUGAACAACGGAAAUACGUAUGAUAACAUCACUGGGGUUUUUAUUGCUCCAGUUACCGGAACUUACUAUUUCGUAUUACAGCUCUGUCUUGGAGGAAAUUAUGUUGAUUUGUCAAUUCGCAAAGGCGAGAAUUUAUAUAGCUGGGCACGUUUCUUCCCAUAUUAUUUGUCGUGUCAGACAGUAGAUAUGUUGACUCCCUUACAAAAAGGCGAUGAAGUGUAUGCUUCCAAGACAUCCUCGUGGGAUUACGAUAUAAUGCAUGUUGGCAAUGAUCUUUACAACACUUUCUCUGGAGUACUUAUUGCUUGA